Molecule: messenger RNA, 486 nt
Organism: Paracoccidioides brasiliensis Pb18
Exons: 1
Coding region: 1-486 (161 amino acids)
Biological process (GO): UDP-N-acetylglucosamine biosynthetic process
Cellular component (GO): endoplasmic reticulum; endoplasmic reticulum-Golgi intermediate compartment; Golgi apparatus
Molecular function (GO): monosaccharide binding; glucosamine 6-phosphate N-acetyltransferase activity
Source: RefSeq, a predicted model, not a curated record
AUGUCCUUCAACACCGACCCUGCAAACCUGGCUCCCUCAGGGGAACCUACGCCCACACCCUCCCGUCCCAUCCACCCUGACUAUCACCUGCGCGAUGGCUACCCUAACAUCCCCGAAUACCUUGGCCUCCGCAGAACGCCAAACCUAUCCCACAAGACAGAGGAACAGGCCAUCCUGGCUCUCCCUGGCAGCUGGUUCGGUUGCUGCGUCGUACACACCGAGACUAAUACCACAGUCGGGAUGGGCAGGAUCGUUGGUGAUGGCGGCUGGUACUUUCAUAUCGUAGAUAUGGUGGUGGCAGCGGAGCACCAGCGAAAGGGACUUGGAGAUGUAGUUCUUGCGAGGCUGCUGGAGAGGAUCAGAGAGGUUGCGCCUCCAGGGGCGUGGGUUUCGCUCUUGGCUGAUCCGCCGGGUAGGAAGUUAUAUGCUAAACAUGGCUUUAAGGAGACGGCGCCUCAUUCGAUCGGGAUGGCGCUAGAUCUUUAG